Hansenula anomala is the source of this 198-nucleotide messenger RNA. RefSeq lists its product as uncharacterized. The transcript is spliced from 2 exons. Lineage: Eukaryota; Fungi; Ascomycota; Saccharomycetes; Phaffomycetales; Wickerhamomycetaceae. The record is from RefSeq and is a predicted model, not a curated record. The coding region runs from base 1 to 198 and encodes 65 amino acids.
AUGGUUGUCAUACUAUGCUAUUUGUAUUAUUUCAAGAGUUUCGUAUCUAAUUCUGAGUUGAUUAAUCUCAACUUUGAUCUUUUAGAUAAUUUUAUUCUUUCCUUUAACAGUUUCAUUCAAACCGGUUUCAACAAGUACACCUUUAAUCAUGGUGUUGCAUCUGGUGAUCCUACAUAUUUGGAUUCGAUCAUUGUUUGA